AUGCUGAAGAUUGCUCUGCUAUGUACCGUUGCCACUGCUGUCGUGCUUUAUCUUCUCAUAUCCUCGAUUUCUACAAGGCGUCGCCAUGCUGUAGCCGCAAAGCAGCUCGGCUGUAGGCCAGCACCCACAGAAUACAACCCGGACCCACUGGGGCUUGUGAACUUGUUUAAGACCCUACGGGCAAACAGAAAGAGUCAAAUACUCGAGUACAUCCGAGGCGUGUUCGACGAUGUGUCGCUACGCAUGAACAAGACAGUCUAUUCUUAUGACACGAACAUCCUGGGCGACAGGGUUUUUUUUACGUGCGACCCACGGAAUAUCCAGGCCCUUCUGGCUACUCAGUUCAAAGAUUUCGAGCUUGGAAAAAUCCGCACAGGCGCAUUUGCUCCAUUACUUGGCCACGGCAUCUUUUCGGCGGAUGGGAAGCAAUGGGAGCACUCUCGUGCUCUUCUACGACCCCAGUUCUCUCGUGAUCAGGUCAAGGACUUGGAUCUGGAAGAGAAACAUGUACAAAACUUACUCAGAGCACUUCCUGUGAAAGCAGACUCUUGGACGAGCACCACCGACAUUCAACCUCUGAUAUCCCGAUUCACCAUGGAUUCGGCUAGCGAAUUCCUCUUUGGAGAGAGCACAAACAUUCAACUCUCUGCACUCUCCGAGGAGGCCGCGGCAAAAAAUGCUGAAGACCGCGCCUUUGUGGAAUCUUUCGAGGCCUGUCAAGACCGCAUGGCCAAGGCCCUCUUGCUGAACGAAUUCUACUUUGUGAUCCUGACGAAGAAGCAUAGAGAUGACUGUCGAUUGUGCCAUCGAUACAUCGACCGAUUUGUGCACAAAGCUCUGGGCCGCGACAGUAAGCAAGAUCCCGUCGAGAGCAGCAAAAAAGAAAAGUACGUCUUUCUUGAGAGCCUUGUCAACGAGACUAGAGAUCCUAUCGAGAUUCGUAAUCAACUUCUAUCGAUUCUAUUGGCCGGUCGCGAUACCACCGCCUCGUUGCUGAGCUUCUUGUUCCUCAUGCUGGUCCAACAUCCCGAGGUAUUUAACAAGCUACGAUCACUCAUUAUUGAAGACUUUGGAACCUUCAAAUCGCCUCUAAAUCUCACUUUUGCGAACUUGAAGGCUUGUUCAUAUUUACAAUGGUGUAUAAAUGAGACCUUGAGGCUUUACCCUAGUGUGCCUCUCAAUGGACGGCGGUGCACAAGGGACACCAGCCUGCCUUUCGGUGGUGGCGAAGACGGCCUUUCGCCCGUUUUCAUACCGGCUGGAACAGAGAUUGCCUAUUUAGUGUAUGUAAUGCAAAGGCAGCCUGACUUCUGGGGCCCAGAUGCGGAUAUAUUUAGACCGGAGCGGUGGCAGAAUCACAAGUAUGGCUUCGAGUAUCUACCGUUUAACGGUGGGCCAAGAAUCUGUCUCGGACAACAGUUUGCUUUGACAAAGGCCGCAUACGUAACUGUUCGCCUCCUACAGCGCUUCGACAAGCUCGAUGGAUCAAGCGUACCCCCAGGGCCGAUCAAAUGGGCCGUAACCUUGACUGGCAAGCCCAAAGAUGGAGUCAGGCUGCGGCUGCAUGUUGCAGCUGAAGACUAG
Cladophialophora psammophila CBS 110553 is the source of this 1584-nucleotide messenger RNA. RefSeq lists its product as uncharacterized. Gene Ontology annotation, molecular function: oxidoreductase activity, acting on paired donors, with incorporation or reduction of molecular oxygen, reduced flavin or flavoprotein as one donor, and incorporation of one atom of oxygen; iron ion binding; heme binding. The coding region runs from base 1 to 1584 and encodes 527 amino acids. The transcript is spliced from 3 exons. The record is from RefSeq and is a predicted model, not a curated record. NCBI's taxonomy places the organism in Eukaryota, Fungi, Ascomycota, Eurotiomycetes, Chaetothyriales, Herpotrichiellaceae.